AAUAAAUCCAAAAGUAGGACAUGAAAAAUAUGACGAAGGGCGCCAAAGAGGUAAAAUUGAAGCCCAAAUCAUGCAUUGAGCAAUAAUUUUUUUAAUGGAGUCCCGCUGGCGUCCCCUUACCUGAGCUUAUCUUUAUCGAUCAUCAUGGUGGGCCAAAUGGACAUAACUUUUCUCGGGACAAGUUCGGCGGUCCCUUCAGCGACCCGGAAUCAUCAGUCUAUGGCAUUACGACUGCCCACGGGCAAUGUUCUCGUUUUCGACGUAGGUGAAGCGACGCAGCAUCAGUUUCAGAAAUCCCAAGUUCGAACCGGUCGCAUUCAGGCUAUCUUCAUCACCCACUUGCACGGUGACCACUGUUAUGGUUUGCCGGCGUUGAUAUGCACCAUGUCCAUGACUCUACAAAAUGAAAUUUCUGAAACACUGGAAAUAUAUGGUCCAGCUAACCUUCGACGGUGGCUGCGAUCGACGUUUCAAUUGACAUAUGCAACGUUCCAGCGGAAAUACCGAGUGCAUGAAUUUUUGUCGCCAAACGAUCCGAGGGAUGAGAACCUGGGCUUGAUGGAAAACGAGCUGCCUGGUGACAACAUUUAUUCACAGCCGUCUUCACACUGGCAGGUCCAAUUAGAGGAUGGUUACACUGUUACCGCCGUACCAAUCUUACAUUCCAUUCCAGCGCUUGGUUACAUUGUUUGCGAGCCACCUGUGCCUGGUAAAAUCAACCUGUCCGAGAUAAAGCCUAUUUUAGACCGUCAAAAGGAUGCACUCGCGCGCCAAGGAAUUAAAAACCCAAUGGUUCUGUUGGGUCAACUACAGAAAGGUCAAAAAGUCGUCUUGCCCGAUGGCACAGAGUUAUUGCCAGCACCCACCCGGCGUGGUCGUAAAGUCGUCAUAUUAGGAGACACCAAAGACGCUACAUCUGUUAUACCGUUUUGCGAAGCAUACCCUCCGCAUGUUCUAGUCCAUGAAGCCACCAAUGCUUUGACGUCGGCCGAUCCUCCCGGCACAACGCUCGAGGAGGUCACAGCAUCAACCGUCGAUCAUGGACACUCCACGCCACAAAUGGCAGGUAGUCUCGCUAACGCCAUUCAAGCAAAGCACUUGCUCCUGACCCACUUUAGCUCAAGAUAUCGUGGCGAUGAAUCUCCUGGUGCUCUAGCAUUGAUGGAGGAGAUAAGGGCACAGGCCAUUGAAACAGCCGGUCAUGAAAACGUGCAUUGUGCCCGGGAUUUAUGGUCAUUUAAUAUAGAGAUGUGAAUAAUGUGCAAAUUCAUAUGCAUGCUAUAUCUUUAUAAACACACAGACUCAAAGAGUGGGAGCAAGCUGAAAACAGUACCAUACACAGCGACGUCAAUUUAUUAAUGAGAAUAUACUUCUUCACGCUACGCUAGGAACCCAAUAAAAGAAAAA
Umbelopsis ramanniana AG is the source of this 1407-nucleotide messenger RNA. RefSeq lists its product as uncharacterized. The coding region runs from base 145 to 1254 and encodes 369 amino acids. The record is from RefSeq and is a predicted model, not a curated record. Lineage: Eukaryota; Fungi; Mucoromycota; Umbelopsidomycetes; Umbelopsidales; Umbelopsidaceae. Gene Ontology annotation, molecular function: 3'-tRNA processing endoribonuclease activity. Gene Ontology annotation, cellular component: nucleus. The transcript has a single exon.